Epithele typhae is the source of this 1290-nucleotide messenger RNA. Its product is annotated as ENTH-domain-containing protein. The transcript is spliced from 10 exons. The coding region runs from base 1 to 1290 and encodes 429 amino acids. The record is from RefSeq and is a predicted model, not a curated record. Gene Ontology annotation, molecular function: clathrin binding; phospholipid binding. NCBI's taxonomy places the organism in Eukaryota, Fungi, Basidiomycota, Agaricomycetes, Polyporales, Epitheliaceae. Gene Ontology annotation, cellular component: endosome; clathrin vesicle coat; plasma membrane. Gene Ontology annotation, biological process: endocytosis.
AUGUCAGGCAUGCAGCACCUCGGCAAGGGCAUCAUCCGCACCGCCAAAAACUACACCAAGGGUUACUCAGACGUCCAGGCCAAGGUUCGGGAAGCAACUUCGAACGACCCAUGGGGCCCAUCGGGCACUCAGAUGAAUGAACUCGCUCAGCUCAGCUACAACCAAGACCACUUUGUCGAGAUCAUGGAGAUGCUGGACAAGAGGCUAAACGAUAAGGGCAAGAACUGGCGGCACGUCUUCAAGUCGCUGACAGUGCUCGACUACCUGCUCCACGCCGGGUCAGAGAACGUGGUUGUGUACUUCAAGGACAACAUCUACAUCAUCAAGACGCUCAAAGAGUUCCAGUUCAUCGACGAGGAGGGCAAGGACCAGGGCGCGAACGACGAGUCGCGCCUCCGGCACGAGCGCCGCGACCGCGCGAUGAUGCGCGACCGGAUGGUGCGCAACCGCGGCGAGGGCGACGGGGACGACGAGGAGGAGCAGACGCGGGAGCGGAUGACGGCCGAGGAGCGCGACCUGCAGCAGGCGAUCAAACUGAGCGAGGAGGAGGAGGCGAAGCGACACAAGGCCGCAGCAGAACCCGAACAACUCCUUCCCCUCGUCGACACGUCCCUGCAGGCGCCGCAGUUCAUGCAGCCUCAGUUCACCUCCGUCCAGCCCCAGUUCACGGCGUUCAAUCCAUAUCAGCAGCAGGCACAACAGGAGGCGAUGCAGGCGGAAUAUCUACGUCAGCAGCAGGAGUGGCAGAUGCAACAGAUGCAGCAGCAGCAACUAUUGGCCCAGCAGCAACAGCAGGACGAAUGGAUGCGUCAGCAGCAGAUGCUUCAAAUGCAACAGCAACAACAGCAACAGCAACAGCAGGCAUUCCUCAUGCCUCAGCAGCCCUUAGCCGCGCAGCCCACGGGCUUCGGCUCGAACAACCCCUUCGCGCCGGCGAUGUCACUGUCCACGUCGUCGCUCCCGACUGGGCCCCAGCAGACCGCAAGCCCAGUCUCCUCAACAUCGCCACCGCCGCCAUCCCAGUCAGCGCCGCCCGCAGCGCGGCAGAACACGAUGCCCGCCGUCCGGGCGCGCACCGACGACGGCGAGCACGCGAAGCUCGCGGGUCUGCUUGCCAACCGCGAAGAUGGUGUCGACACGUUCGGUAACUGGGGCAACCUACGAUACGGCCAACAAGUCUCGCGGGUGGGCACUCAGCCGACAGGUGCGCCGCAGGGUACUUUCAACCCGUUCGCGCAGCAGCAGCAACAGCAACAGCAGAGCAACGAGCAGCCAUUCUUCUCCAUCUAG